Molecule: messenger RNA, 611 nt
Organism: Paramecium pentaurelia
Lineage: Eukaryota; Ciliophora; Oligohymenophorea; Peniculida; Parameciidae
Source: the annotation of a GenBank genome assembly
AUGAAUUAGUAAUUAUAGGGAAUACCAGAUAACAUUGAUUAGAGAUUAGAUUUUUUUAAUGAGCGUAAACAAUAAGAACUCUAGAAAAGGGCUAGAAUUCUUAAAUUCUCCCAUUUAAAAAAUAAAGGCUAUACUUUUGGUUUGGGUAGAAAUGUAACUUUAUUUCUUUUACAUCCUAGCCAAUCGAAAAGUAAUUAGAAACUCCAGGACCUGGUCAUUAUACAACUUAAUAGCCUGAAACACCAAUCAGUUAUAGUAUGGGUGUAAGACUCAAUCAAAAAGGUAAUUGUGAUAACAUUUUAUUAGUUUAUAAAUUUGAAGCUCCUCCUUUGGGAAGUUAUGAAAUCAAAGGAUUAGAUAAAUAUGGUUAUUAUACUAACUCCAAAUUUAAAAAUGCUUGUGCAACUCUCUUUAGUCCUCUGAAAAACAGUAAUGCUAAAUAAGUAAUGUGAAUUCAUUAAAAAGUCAAUUGUAACUCCAGGUCCUGGUGAUUAUGAAUUACCAGGAAGUAUUAAUUCGAGAGGGAAGUAUUUCGUUUCUAGUUUUAAAACAAAUUAAGGUUGGGCUCUUGGUAAAAAAUCACUUUCUUAAAGAAAACCUUAUUAUUGAAA